AUGGCCUUGAAUGGCUCAUCACAAGAUAUCAAGACAAUGAAGUCGAGGCUGUUAAUCAUGCAGACUGCUGUGAUGGCUGCUGUUUACACAUUUUCAGAGGAUGAUGUAUUCGACAGAUGCUUGAAACAUUUGGCCAAACUGGAAUGUUUGGAAGAGCGUUUCAGAUACAGGACAGAAGACGUGACCUCAGACCAAGAGACCGUCCAUCAAUCCCAAAUCCUCAAAGCCGAGUUCAUAACAACAAAAAAGCUCGUCCAGAAAGCAGAAAAGGAACUCAUAGCUUAUGUGUUUACGAUAGAUCAACUGCAGGAGAGGGCGAAGAAGUGGAAGACUUGCAAGAUGGAGGAGGCAUUGAGACUUCAUGUACAAAAAGUAUAUGAAGAUGUGCGACGGUUGAUGCCGAAACUCAAGCUGCUACACACUAUGUGUCUAGAAAUGGAUAUCGCUGAUGAGGUUCAAAUUGUUGCGAAGGACAAGAAUGAGAUUGCUAUGGUUUAG
Messenger RNA from Sclerotinia borealis F-4128, 498 nucleotides. Lineage: Eukaryota; Fungi; Ascomycota; Leotiomycetes; Helotiales; Sclerotiniaceae. The record is from the annotation of a GenBank genome assembly.